CUGCCUCGCCGGAAAGAGCAGACGCUUCUGCCUCUGCUGCGACCUGUUUUAUGGGGAACAGGCUGGUCCCGGUCCCGCUCCGGCCAGUCACACCUAUGGAAAACCCAGUGUUUUCUUCGGGCGGUUUUUUACCACCGCCACAAAAUGGUGCCUAAAGUCAACGGCGGAGGCGGCUUCUGAGCGCGUGAGUCUGUUGCCAAGCAGGGGAGGAAAAGGCGGAGCGGCGCUGAGGCGGCUCCUUCCGGGGCGAGAGAGGCCGUCGGGAAGCGGAGCGAGGCGCCAUGGCGGUGCUCCUGGAAACCACGCUGGGAGACCUGGUGAUCGACUUGUACACGGAGGAGAGGCCGAGAGCUUGCCUGAAUUUUCUGAAGCUCUGCAAAAUCAAGUACUACAAUUACUGCCUUAUACAUAAUAUACAAAGAGAUUUUAUCAUACAAACUGGAGACCCACAGGGGACUGGCCGUGGAGGUGAAUCAAUUUUUUGCAAAUUGUAUGGGGACCAAGCUAGAUUUUUUGAAACAGAAAAAGUGCCAAGAAUUAAACACAAGAAAAGGGGUACAGUGUCAAUGGUGAACAAUGGCAGUGAUCAGCAUGGAUCUCAGUUUCUUAUUACUACAGGAGACAACUUAGAUUACCUGAAUGGUGUACAUACAGUCUUCGGUGAAGUAACAGAAGGCAUGGAUGUGUUGAUGAAAAUUAAUGAAGCCUUCGUUGACAAGGAUUUUGUUCCAUAUCAAGACAUCAGGAUAAACCAUACAGUGAUCUUGGAUGAUCCAUUUGAUGACCCUCCUGGUUUGGCAAUACCAGAUCGUUCACCAGAGCCUACCAAGGAACAGUUGGAUAGUGGAAGAAUAGGAGCUGAUGAAGAGAUUGAUGACUUCAAAGGAAGGUCUGUUGAUGAAGUGGAAGAAAUUCUGGCAGAGAAAGAAGCAAAAACUAAGGCUAUUCUUUUGGAAAUGGUUGGAGACUUGCCUGAUGCUGAUAUCAAGCCUCCUGAAAAUGUCUUGUUUGUUUGCAAACUUAAUCCUGUGACAACAGAUGAAGACCUUGAAAUCAUAUUUUCCCGAUUCGGACCAAUAAAAAGUUGUGAAGUGAUUCGAGAUUGGAAGACAGGCGAAUCCCUCUGCUAUGCUUUCAUCGAGUUUGAAAAGGAAGAAGAUUGUGAGAAAGCUUACUUUAAGAUGGAUAAUGUUUUAAUAGAUGACAGGCGGAUACACGUGGAUUUUAGCCAGUCUGUUGCAAAGAUUAAAUGGAAAGGAAAAGGUGGGAAGUAUACUAAGGAUGAUUUCAAAGAAUAUGAAAAGGACCGUGACAAAACUCCUAAAUUAAGUCUGAAGGAGAAGGUGAAGCCAAAGCAAGACUCAAAAUAUGACCUUGUAUUGGAGGAGGAAGAGGAUGACUGCAAAACAAGUCACAGGCACUCUGAUAAAAAGAAGAAGAAACGCCACCAUUCAGAUGAUACCGAUGAGGAUGAGAAGAGGUCCAAAAAGUCUAAGCAGGACCUUGACCGAAGGCAGAAAGAAGAGAAAAGAAAAAGCGAAAAGCGAGAGAGGCGGCGCAGCCGUAGCCGUAGCCAGUCUUGGGACAGAGAUGACCGAUACCGAAAGUCAAAGGACAAAUACCACGAGGAAAAGAGGAAAGCCAGAAGCCCUAAGAAACCCAGAGAGAAGGAGAAGUCAAAGUACAGAUGAAUGAGGAUUAAGAAAAACAAACUCUUCCCCCGGUGCUUUUCUGCCUUUGAGACCUACAACCACUCCCCAAAGACCCUUCAGUCUUCCUUUUUGACUUUUGAUCCUGGGGCUCUAUAGGAUGACAUCCUAUAAUGUGGAAUUUAGUAGAAUUUUGACUGUAUUGGGGGGGGGGGUGAGUUGAAGCAUUUUGUUCUCAGUUUAUGGUGGAAUGGUGACAAGACCACCACAUUAUUUGAUUUAUUACAGACACCACCCACCAAAAAGGAACCUUAGUAAUGUCAGUCGUUAAUGGUAGAGGGCAUACGUAAAACAUUCUUUUUGUCAGCUCUUAAGAGUUACUUGAUUCAUAAUUAAUUUCCUACUUUAUCUUUUCUGUAUAGGAAACUGCAUGCAACUGAAGGGUGUGUCUUUAUUUGUGACAUGGCUUUAUUUUGCCAUGGGAACCUGCUUCCAGUUGGGGCUUCCUGCUACAUGUAUUGAAGUAGUGUUCUGUGUCUUAAUUACACAUGCUAUAUACACAGUUGGUACAUCCAGUUCCUAGACAGAACUGAUAUCCAAGUAGAGAAUUUGUCACAUGCAAAGUAGCUCUAAAUUCCUUUGGUUGUGUGAGGCCUUCACUAAAAGGCCAUCUUUUACAAUACACAUUUCAUAAUUCAGAAGCAUGUUUGUUUGUUUUUUAAUACCUACACACUUCUCCCUGAAGCUGUUUUCUAUAUGCAGAGAUCUAGAUUCAUUGCAGGAAGAAGUCUCUCCACUUUGUAGUUAUUGCAAGGCAAGCAACAAGCAAACUCCACACUAGCAUUGAAGUUUCUGUAUGUCACUUUAGAGGGUAUGAGAAAAGAAUCCUUUCUUCAGAAGCCAACAACAGAAUUGGAGAAGGUACAAUAUCUCAUUUGAGAAGAUGUAGCAGUGAAAACAGAGACCAAGUCAUGCCCUGCUGGUGACUGGCUUAGUCCAAGAAAAUUUCAGCUUAGAACAACAUUUCACAAACAGUUGUGUUUCACCAUGCUAUAAAUUAUUAAAGUUAAAAACAACCACCACCACCAGGUACAAUUUACAAAUACGAAUCAGAGUAGGGCUAUUUAGUUUCUCUCUACUGCCUUCAGUGUUGCAAUUAACCCCCCUUAACUGCAGAAAGCUAACAUAGUGUACAAACAAGAAAUGUCUGAGUUGAAACAGCCAGCAGAACUUGUUGCUGCAUGCAAAACCAAGCCAGCAUAAAAAGGAAAUGCUUAUUAAACCACAACCCAAGGUAUAAAAUACUUGCAGGGAGGACUGACGUUGGUUUUGCCACGUGUUUAUCUUUUUCCUUUUUUGAUGCUCUGUAUUCCUCUGUUAUGUAUUAAAAGAACAAGCCAGUAAUGUAUAUGCAGAUCUCUCAAAGGUUGGGAUGUAACUAAGCUGUUUUUUAAAUGUUAUCUCGGUGGUGCAUUCUUGCUUAGGAAUAUAUGGGGGUUUUCCCCCCUGGAGAAGA
Messenger RNA from Podarcis muralis (Common wall lizard), 3165 nucleotides. It is a transcript of the gene PPIL4, whose product is annotated as peptidylprolyl isomerase like 4. Gene Ontology annotation, biological process: protein peptidyl-prolyl isomerization. The record is from RefSeq and is a predicted model, not a curated record. Gene Ontology annotation, cellular component: nucleus. NCBI's taxonomy places the organism in Eukaryota, Metazoa, Chordata, Lepidosauria, Squamata, Lacertidae. Gene Ontology annotation, molecular function: peptidyl-prolyl cis-trans isomerase activity; RNA binding.